AUGAAUAUCGAAUACCCGGAGUAUUUAAUCAAGGGACCAUCGAGUGGAGAGCCAGCCUAUCUAGAAGGUGAUAAGCUGUCAUUCAGCUGCUUCCAAACCCACAUUAUCAAAGGCGACACUGAGUUUCAAUGUCAGAAGAUCCGAAAUGAAGACAACACAUGGAGAAUGCAGUGGACACAAGGAGGUCAACCUUGGUGCAGACAUAGAGCCAAGGACAAUAUUCUCGUAUGGUUACAAUGGAUGUCCAUUGCUUUGGCUAUCAUUCUUGUACUUAUCGGCAUAUUCACCAUCUUCUGGGUCAUCAAACAGUCGGACCGAAAAAAGAGAGGUUCACCACCGAGGAGCGCCAGUAUCGUUGGACCGGAAGCGGAGCCGCUGACUAUGUAUGAGAAACCGAGGUCAUUAGCGCAACGUUCGGAGGCGUCAGACAUCCCGAUGUUUGAGCGAGAACCACGAAGUCGUCCUUCAGGCGCGACUCCGACACUGUAA
Molecule: messenger RNA, 489 nt
Organism: Cooperia oncophora
Lineage: Eukaryota; Metazoa; Nematoda; Chromadorea; Rhabditida; Trichostrongylidae
Source: the annotation of a GenBank genome assembly